AUGGCGGGAAUACCGGGAUCGGAGAACGGCAAAUAUUCGCGUGGCGACGCAAUGACGGUUCUGGUGCCGCGCGGGUCAUUUGAAAUCAUCGACAACUGGGGCGACAUCAUCGGCAUGCGUGGGUCGGGGUCCAAUUCCGUGCGGAUAACGGAUGUUUUCGUGCCCGACGACAUGGUGUUUUUCCAUACGAUUGGCGCAAUGGUUGACGGUCCCACACCGGGGUCUGUCCUGCACGGCGAUGCGUUCUUUGGCGGGGCGUUUGGCGGUUUUGCCGAAGGCGGGUUGCGGCCGGUGGCGUUGGAAACCGGGGUUUUUGCAGCGCUGGAUGAAUACGAAGAGCUGCUGCGAACCAAGAAAUCCGUCCACAAAGACGGGAUACCGCGCCUUGAUGAUCCCGAGUUCCUGCGCAAAUACGGUAUGGCGCUUGCCUCGUUGCAGGUGGCGCGCGGGGCCGUAUUGAACGGGGCGGAAACCUAUCUGAGCCACUGUGAACUGUCGGUUUCCGGCCAGCAACCGUUUGAUGGCACCAAAUGUGCCGUGAUGGAUGGUGCCUAUCAUGCGUGCGAAAAUAUCGUUUUCGAUGUGAUCGACAGUUUGGCCCGCGCGGCAUCCUCUACCGCGUUUCGUCAAGGGCAGCGGAUGCAACGCUAUUACCGGGACAUUCUGACCUUAACCAGCCGCGCGGAUUUCUUUGAAUUUCGUGCUGCCGAUGUUGCCCGAACGAUCUUGGCGCAGAAUGCCGCGUCUUCUGAAUGCGCCGUGUGA
This is a messenger RNA of Teleopsis dalmanni, 765 nucleotides long. RefSeq names its product pigment production hydroxylase-like. The record is from RefSeq and is a predicted model, not a curated record. Lineage: Eukaryota; Metazoa; Arthropoda; Insecta; Diptera; Diopsidae. Bases 1 to 765 code for a protein of 254 amino acids. The transcript has a single exon. Gene Ontology annotation, molecular function: oxidoreductase activity, acting on the CH-CH group of donors.